AUGUCUAUGAGCAACACAUCUACAACCAUGUUCCGCCGUGCUCUUCUCAGCAGCCGCCUGGCCGCUCCUGUUGAGUGCUCGGCCCGAACCAUCAGACCGGCAUUCGCAUCUUACAGACAGGUCUCCAGCUCCGCGAGACUCCCAACCCUCACAGCCUCAGAGACCCGUCGCCGACCAACAGUGCGACCAUUCCAGCAGCCCGCUACCCAGGGCGGCGUGAACGGCCUCUCGCCGACCAGCAAGCGCACCAUCUUCAUUCAGACUGAAAAUACCCCCAACCCCGACGCCCUCAAAUUCAUCCCUAACCACCGCGUUUUGCCCGAAGAAUUCCCCAGCACAUUCUUGGAAUAUCUCACUCCCCGCUCAACUCUCGCUCCCCCACACCCAUCUCCCCUCGCCGCCCGACUGCUCGAUGUGGAGGGUGUGACCUCUGUUUUCUACGGCGCCGACUUCAUCACCGUGACGAAAGGCAGCGAUGCGAACUGGGCUCACAUCAAGCCCGAGGUGUUCAGCAUCAUCACGCAGGCCGUGACAUCGGGCGAGACCAUCGUGACCAGCGUUGAAGGUGCCACCGACAUUGACCAGGAAAGUGGCGAGGACUCGCUCUCCUACAACGAGGAUGACGACGAGGUUGUCAGCAUGAUCAAGGAGCUCCUCGAGACGAGAAUCCGUCCCGCCAUCCAGGAGGACGGUGGUGAUAUCGAUCUCAAGGGAUUUGAGAAUGGUAUUGUUAUGCUGAAGUUGCGCGGUGCUUGCCGUACUUGCGAUUCCAGCACCGUUACCUUGAAGAACGGCAUUGAGUCUAUGCUGAUGCACUAUAUUGAGGAGGUCAAGGGUGUUGAGCAGGUGAUGGACGAAGAGGAGAUCAUCUCUAUGCAUGAAUUCUCCAAGUUUGAGGAGAAGCUGCGCCAGCAGAAGGGUGCUGCUGCCACUGCUAGUGCGCCGUUGGACAGUGCGCCAUAA
This is a messenger RNA of Penicillium brevicompactum, 963 nucleotides long. RefSeq names its product NifU family protein. The record is from RefSeq and is a predicted model, not a curated record. Gene Ontology annotation, cellular component: mitochondrion. The coding region runs from base 1 to 963 and encodes 320 amino acids. The transcript is spliced from 3 exons. Gene Ontology annotation, biological process: iron-sulfur cluster assembly. Gene Ontology annotation, molecular function: iron-sulfur cluster binding; iron ion binding. NCBI's taxonomy places the organism in Eukaryota, Fungi, Ascomycota, Eurotiomycetes, Eurotiales, Aspergillaceae.